Molecule: messenger RNA, 747 nt
Organism: Phanerochaete carnosa HHB-10118-sp
Lineage: Eukaryota; Fungi; Basidiomycota; Agaricomycetes; Polyporales; Phanerochaetaceae
Exons: 5
Coding region: 1-747 (248 amino acids)
Source: RefSeq, a predicted model, not a curated record
AUGGCCAGCGAACUCGAACUCGAAGAACAAUUCGAUACCCUAGACCCUCUCCGGCAUCUCAGAAACGGCGGCGAGCUCGGCCUCGUGCCCGCCCAGCCACCCUCGAUACACAACGAGGAUCUCCAGCUUGCCUUCCCCUCUGCAGGCGGCCGUGUCCCCAACCCUGUUUCAAUCCGCCUCCUCACCGACGCCUCGCCAGGCUGUGGCGGCAUAACAUGGCUCGCAGGAGAGAUUCUCUCCGCGUACGUGUGCAGGCGAGGUUCCUUGAAAGGCAAGAACGUGCUAGAGCUCGGAAGCGGGACAGGGCUGGUCGGGUUGGUUACAGGAGUACUUGGUGCCCAGGUCUGGAUAACGGACCAAGCACCCUUGCUCGGAAUCAUGGCGCACAAUGUCGAGAUAAACAACCUCUCACAUCGCGUGUCCGUCAUGGAGCUUAACUGGGGAGAAUCACUUCCAUCGGAUCUGCCUCGCUUCGACAUCAUACUAGCUGCUGACUGCGUCUACUUUGAGCCGGCCUUUCCGUUACUUGUGCAAACUUUGGACAAGCUUGCCGCGCGCGGUGAUCCCGAAAUCCUCUUUUGCUACAAGAAGCGAAGAAAGGCGGACAAGAGAUUCUUCACCAUGCUCAAGAAGAAGUUUAACUGGACAGAGGUGGACGAUGAUCCUAACAAGGAGCAAUACAAUCGGGAUGCGGUGUCUCUGUUCCGGCCUGCAAUUGAGAUCUCGAUUGCUUCUUGUCAUAAAUGA